This is a messenger RNA of Pungitius pungitius (ninespine stickleback), 1223 nucleotides long. It is a transcript of the gene ppp1r35, whose product is annotated as protein phosphatase 1, regulatory subunit 35. Gene Ontology annotation, biological process: positive regulation of cilium assembly; positive regulation of centriole elongation; negative regulation of phosphatase activity. The record is from RefSeq and is a predicted model, not a curated record. The transcript has 6 exons. Bases 207 to 1010 code for a protein of 267 amino acids. Gene Ontology annotation, molecular function: phosphatase binding. Gene Ontology annotation, cellular component: centriole. Lineage: Eukaryota; Metazoa; Chordata; Actinopteri; Perciformes; Gasterosteidae.
AGAAACCUGUUGAUUGUUAGACGCUCGUUGGAACCAACGAAGAAGAGUAGCUGAAAGGGUUGUUUGAGGCAGAAAGGAUUUGAAACUUUCUUUAAAUCUUCGGAUAAUUACCAAGUUUAAUGUAGAUUAUCUUCAGAGAGAGACUGCUUCGUAAGAGGGAUCUUGUGUUUCUAAUCAUUGGUUCCGCUCGGACUGGCUACAUCAGAAUGAGCUCCUCCUUCCUCUCUCCUUCCCCAUCUCCUCCCCCUGCCCCCUUUCCCCUCCUCUCCUCCUGCUCUCUGGUUCACUGUCCUGAGCUCGACCUGUCCGUCACACUCAGCGCCCCUCCCAAGACCAGCCAGACGCACUUGAAACCUAGCUCACCGAAGAAUGGUCAGCAAAGUGAGCAACCACAGACGAAGCCCCGCCCUCAAGGACAGACAGGAAGACCGGUGUUUUUUAAAGAGCCGCUGGAUGUCAAGGUAACGCUGGAGCUGAGCACAGACGCCCCGACUAAGCACAGGAGGAGCAGAGAAUAUCACCACGCCCCCACACAGUGGGUGGAGUCCACUGGUGCAGCAUCCAAUCAAGAUCCACGCUUUCUCAAUAAGAUGGAGCUAAACAGCACUCUGGCUCUGAAGGCGGAACUUCAGUCACUGCAGCGGGCCGAGUUUAACUCCCAGAAGGCCAUUCAGGAGACACUAAGAAGGUCAGAGAGGACCAAAAACUUGAUCAACACGAAAGCUACUGAAGAGGUGAAUGUCUCUCGCUCUCAGCUUCUUUUUACUUCAUUGGUCGGUGUCGACGUGCAGGAAGAUCAGCUGAUCAGCCAGGUGCUGCAGCAUAGGCUGCCGCUGCCCUGCAAUGGCAACAAGGCAGCAGACGGACCCUCUCUUCUCUUCUUCAUGAACUCUGACCACCUUAGAGAAAAGCCUGUCCCUCUAAACGAGGAGCCGGUCAGCUGCAAGCCCCGCCCAUCUCCAUGUCCCGCCGACUCUGCCUUUGACCUCCACAGACGGGGGAGAUGCUGAAAGGGCCCUGCCAGCUCUGAUCAGCACGAGAUACUCAUGUAACAUUGUGUGUGAGGGCCUUGAUGCCAUUAACUAUAUGUUUUAAUUAUUAAUAUCAACUUAAAUCUGUCUUUAGCCAUUUCUCUAAUUGCUGCCGUUCAGUUCCAGGGAAUGCCUUUUACUUUUGAUGAAGUUUGUGUCUGCUAAUAAAAACACUGAGCUUUCACGACUGUA